Molecule: messenger RNA, 1860 nt
Organism: Hevea brasiliensis (rubber tree)
Lineage: Eukaryota; Viridiplantae; Streptophyta; Magnoliopsida; Malpighiales; Euphorbiaceae
Product: probable terpene synthase 6
Exons: 7
Coding region: 33-1649 (538 amino acids)
Biological process (GO): diterpenoid biosynthetic process
Molecular function (GO): terpene synthase activity; magnesium ion binding
Source: RefSeq, a predicted model, not a curated record
CAAUUUUUUGCAACAAUAAGCUACUUUCGAAAAUGGCUGUGGAAGCGAAACACGAGCAUGGCACUGCUCGUCUAUUGGUAAAAUAUCCCCAAACAGAGUGGGGCUGCAGCUUUGCUUCACUUUCCUGUCAAGCUUCGGAACUUGAAUCAUACGCUAAAGAGGUGGAAGCACUUAAAGAAAAGGUGAAAGAUAUGUUAUUGCAGCCAACACAAGAGUUAACCAAGAAAAUUGAGUUGAUCAAUUUAUUAUUCCGUCUUGGUGUGUCAUAUCAUUUUAAGAAUGAAAUUGAAGAACAACUUAAUCAUAUUUUCAUUGCUCUUCCAAAGCUUCUUGAUGACGAUAAUGACUGUGACCUCCAUACUGUGGCAAUUCUAUUUCAAAUUCUAAGACAAUAUGGAUAUAAAGUGUCUUGUGAUGUGUUCAACAAAUUCAAGGAUGAUGGAGGGUUCGAGAAAACUAUCGCAAGUGAUGUGAAAGGCCUCCUUAGCUUAUACGAAGCUACCUUUUUAAGUGUUCAUGGAGAAGAUAUUUUCGAUGAAGUUGUUCCUUUUACAAGGCAACACCUGGAAACCUUAGUUGCGCAAUCAAGCCCUCAUCUUGCAAACUAUAUGAGAAAUGCUUUGAAGCAACCAUUCCACCGUAGCAUAGAAAGAGUAGAGGCCAAGAAAUACAUAGUCUUCUAUGAAGGAGAGGAGUCUCGGGAUGAAACUCUGCUUAGGUUUGCAAAGCUGGACUACAAUCGAGUACAAUUAUUAUACAGACAAGAGCUGGCCUCACUCUCAAGAUGGUGGAAGGACUUGGAUGUGGCGGAAAAGCUUCAUUACUCAAGGGACAGGAUUGUGGAGGCCUAUCUGUGGGCAGUUGGACCCCAUUUCGAACCUCAGGAUUCUCUUUCUCGGAUGCUGAUGGCAAAAUCUAUAGAAAUCAUAACAAUAGUAGAUGACACGUACGAUGAAUAUGCUACAAUCGAUGAACUUCAACGUUUUACUGCUGCAAUUGAGAGGUGGAACAUUGGUGCCAUUGAUGAGUUACCAGAAUACAUGAAAGUUCUUUACAAGUUAAUCUUAAACUUUUUUGAUGAAAUAGAAAAGGAUGGCUACAACACUUGUUAUGCGAAGGAGACUUUUAAAGAAAUGGUGAGGUCCAACUAUGUUCAGGCACAAUGGUUUAACGAUGGGUAUAUACCAGCAUUUGAUGAGUACAUGCGCAAUGGAGUAGUGUCAGUUGGGUAUGAAGCAGUUCGAGCAGCAUCCUUCAUUGGAAUGGAAAAUAUUGUAGGGACUACGGAACUCCAAUGGUUAGAAACCAAUCCAAAAAUUGUCCAAGCUGCCAAGUUAAUAAGUCGCCUGAAAAAUGAUAUAGCAGCUCGCGAGAAGGAUGGUCCUUCAACUUUACGUUGCUACAUGAAUGAACACGGUGUAUCACGAGAGAAGGCAAUUGAAGAGUUUAAAAAAAUGUGUGAAAAUGCCUGGAAGGACAUGAAUGAGGAUUGCUUGAAGCCAACUGCUGUGUCUAGGACUUUGCUUAACUACAAUCUCAACAUUGCACGCUCCCUAGAAUUUCUUUAUUUGCACGGCGAUUACUUCACGUAUGCUGUAUGUUUGAAAGAUUACGUUAAAUCAUUGUUCCUGGAGGAACUGCCUCUGUAAGAAAAUGGAUUCAACUUGUGCUUGAUCUUGUUUGGAUCAUGAUGACCAUGAUAAUAUCUCUGUCUGUGUGUUUCUUCGAAAUAAGGCAGACAUCCAAUAGUUGAGUUUUAUGUUGAGGAUUGACCAGUUCUGCGUUUGGGUUUGUAAUAUCGUACUUUUAUUAGUGCUCUAUUGGAUUAAUAAUAUUAAUUAUGCACUUUGUUUUAUUGCA